Messenger RNA from Cetraspora pellucida, 477 nucleotides. The record is from the annotation of a GenBank genome assembly. NCBI's taxonomy places the organism in Eukaryota, Fungi, Glomeromycota, Glomeromycetes, Diversisporales, Gigasporaceae.
AUGGAACCCGAUGAAGAGCUGGAAGUCAAGGAGGGGGAAGUGAUCUUUCGAUACCAGGACCAAGAGAUCCACGAAGGGUUUGGAAGGACAGAAAGAAGGACCAAGGCUCAGCAAAUCCACGACCAUUUGGCUCUGUACCUUCAAGACUUGGACCACCCUAUGGGGACUGAACUUGCAAUGCCUAUCAAAGCCGCUGGAGAAACCUGGAGUGAAAAACUAAGUAACAUGUGUAGUGACGUCGAAGACCUGAACCCAAGGACCCUAUCGACAGCCGAAGUAUUGGAGACCUAUUAUAAAGUAGGAAGCUUGCUGUUUGAAAAAGUGUAUAUGUUGUUUGCCGUGCGGGGUGAGUGGUGUAUGCGUCAAGUUCAACAUAUAUCGAUUUCGGUGUUGGAACGAAUGUUGGAGGGAGAUUUUUCUGGGGCGAUGUUGGCAGAAGCAGGAAGGUUGAGAGAGGAGAAGAUUCGAAAAAUGGUG